This is a messenger RNA of Spodoptera littoralis (African cotton leafworm), 1892 nucleotides long. Lineage: Eukaryota; Metazoa; Arthropoda; Insecta; Lepidoptera; Noctuidae. The record is from the annotation of a GenBank genome assembly.
AUGGCGAAAUUAGUUGAUAUAUACAACAGCGAAAAAGAACCUGUGAUAAAAAGACGGCAAUUGCCGUUAACUAUCUACGAAAACCUUACAAUGAUCAUGGAUUUAAACACAAUGGGUUUAAUUUGUGACAAUCCACAAGUAAAAGGUCGGGAGUACGAAGAAUUUAUGCGCAAAUAUAGAAUUCUAACGACGGAUGAACUAAAAGCAGCGCUCAGAGUCGAUGCUUCUGAUAUUUUUAAUGUAUUAAAUCAAAGCAUUCCUUGUGUAGGCUGUCGAAGAAGUGUGGAACGCCUUUUUUAUCAACUAUGUAAAUCAGGACAUCCCACAUUGGAUCCAUUAGUGCUGACACCUGAUGAAAUAAUGACAAUAAGAGAAGACAAAAUAAUACAUCCACAGUCCCUAGCCACUUUACUAAAUGGUCACAGUUCGGGCAUAGAAUGUCUUAUUCUCAGUCAGCCUCGGUGGAAGAAAUCCCAACGAUGUACAUUACAUUCGUUAGAGGCUGGCACAGCUCGAGGCUGGGGUGGGCAAGCGACGAGUGCGAGCACUGGCGCCGCGGGUGGGGCCAGUGCGCCGUGUGGCUGGGGCUGGGCGGCGUGGGGCUGGGGCGGCCGGGCGGCCUGGCGCGCUGCCUGGGACGCCAUGCGAGCCUCCGCCCGCGACCACGUCACCCUCGUACACUUCAACACGUUGCACGACACUCUCCAUAACUACUUAAGAAAACAUCGUUUCUGUGCUGAUUGUAAAACUAAGGUAUUGCGAGCUUAUCAGCUGUUAGUGGAAGAGAAGGAACCACAAAAAGAGAAGGGAUAUGUUGGCGCGCUAUAUGGUGGUAUCAAGCGAUGCCUUUUAGACAAGCACCUGCACCUGCAAGCUAAGACUGACUACAUCGCGCACCUUAUAGCUAGAGCGGAGCCUGAACUUCUUGGAAACCACAGAGAGAGACAUGCUAAGACAUUGGAAAUUGCACAAGAGGAGGUACUUAUCUGUCUCGGCAUAUGUAUUUAUGAGCGACUGCAACGCAUCUCUCUAAGGCUACGGGAAGAAGAAGGCACCUGUCAAACACUCGCGCAGUUGCGGUCGAGGCACUUUAUCGCAAGUUUGAAACUGCUGUGGAACAUAAAACCGGCGUCUCAAAAUUGCAACUUCUAUAUGAUGAAAUUACUCAGGAGGAACAGACCAGGCAACAGAGAAAGGAACAGAAGAAACUCAAACGGCGCAAGAAGAAGGAACGACAGGCUGUUGAGAGCAAAUGCAAAGAGGCUGAUUCAGAAGAACCAGAUGAAAAGUGCCAAUGCGAGGAAUGUUUAUUAGAGGAACGAGACACGCCGACGGAUCUGCUUUCACCACGCGACUUCAUUAAUCACCAGUGUUACGAAGCCAGUGGUGACGGGUGUCAGUCGUGUCACGAUGAUACUACAAAACGUCGCUCACCCAAAAAAACGGGCAAGAAACGGACCAAAAAUGGGAACCUCUCGCCGAACGAGCAUUCUCAAGACUGUGGCUACUCAUCUGGAAACAAUGGAGGUUGCUGCGAAACUAUGUCUGGGAGUUCCUCUCUCAUGAGUUCACCCGAAGGUUCAGAAGUGGCGUGUUCCGAAGGGUUCUGUAAUCAUGAGAGAGGCGACUGUUUAGAUUUGGCUAAGAAUGAUAAGACUUUGUGCUCAGGUUUCACACUUUCUCUACAGGAAAUGUUAAUGGACACAUGUUCAUCAGACGAAGAACAGGAUACAAGUUAUAUUCCUAUAGAAGAGGUAAUGGAAUUUAAAUCACGUAGAAAUAUAACGGAAAAAAGACAGGAGUUACGACAGAACCUCCGCCAAAAAUUCGCUCAGCUAUGUGUGAACACGCCGCAGACACAGCCGCUAAAACAAGACAAGCAGCCCGCUUAG